Molecule: messenger RNA, 1863 nt
Organism: Vespa crabro (European hornet)
Lineage: Eukaryota; Metazoa; Arthropoda; Insecta; Hymenoptera; Vespidae
Product: juvenile hormone esterase-like
Exons: 8
Coding region: 176-1813 (545 amino acids)
Source: RefSeq, a predicted model, not a curated record
CUAGAACGAGUGUUGUUACUGACCGGAUAUAGGUCUCUUAUAUAAUCAUUUUACUUCUUCUAUUUCUUCUUUUUACGACUGUGCGAAUUUUUUUUCGUGUAUAUAUAUAUAUAUAUAUAUAGAAUAUUACAUAAAUACGUACAUAAAUAUAUACGUUAUAUAGAUAUAUAUAUUUAUGGAUCAUCAACAACAAGGACCUGUGUUGUCCCUUAAACAGGGAAAAAUUCAAGGUGUCAUUAAGUAUAAUGUUUGCAGUAAUAAUGACAAUUAUUUGGCAUUUCAAGGAAUACCUUAUGCGAAACCACCGAUCGGCGAGCUUAGAUUUCAGGAUCCAUUACCAGCAGAAGGAUGGAACGGGAUAAGGGAUGGCUCGAAAUUUGGUAAUAUAUCCGCACAAAUUGAUGUACUAUCUAGUGAAAUAAUAGGUAGCGAUGAUUGUCUCUAUCUAAACGUUUAUAAGCCAAAAAGAAUCGAGAUGUCUAUAAAACUGCCUGUAAUGGUAUGGAUUCAUGGAGGUGGCUUUUAUUUGGGAUCAGGAAACGAUGACAUGUACAGUCCUGAUUAUAUCAUUCGAAAGGACAUCAUACUCGUUACGAUUAAUUAUAGAUUAGGUGUAUUAGGAUUUCUUAACCUGGAAGAUGAGGUUGCACCGGGAAAUCAAGGCUUAAAGGACCAAGUAAUGGCAUUACGCUGGGUCCGAGAUAAUAUCGAAGUAUUCGGUGGUGAUCCUCAGAACGUAACUAUAUUUGGUGGAAGCGCUGGAGCAGCCUCGGUUCAUUAUUUAACAAUAUCACCGUUGGCAGAAGGAUUAUUUCACAAGGCUAUAGCGCAAAGCGGCUUAGCAACGAAUAGUUGGGCUAGCACAUCCAACGAACCAAGAAGAUAUGGUUAUCAGUUAUCAGCUAUGUUAGGUUUCAAAUCGUUCGAUCCGAAAGCCGUCGUUGAUUUUCUACGAAAAGUGGAGAUUAAGAUGCUCAUCAAAUAUCAAUCGUAUAUAACAUCUCCGAAAGAAAAAUUAAGAUUGUUCUCGGCGUUUCUACCUGGAGUGGAUUACAAAUCGAAGAAUCCAUUCUUAACGCAAUCACCGGAGAUUGCUAUAAAACUUCGUAGUAACGUACCGUUCAUGUUAGGGUUCAACAGUAUGGAAGGAUCCUUUUUUAUGAGUACUACUAAAUUCGCAUCGAGUAUGUUGAAAAUAAGUCGUCGAUUAAACGCCAACAUCAAGGAUUUAAUACCGCCGUCUCUCACGAAAAAACUCCAAGAAAAAAAUGUCACGAUAAAUGAUGUGGAACGUUUGUAUUUCGGUGAAAAAUCCUUCAACCAUGGAUCCUCCGAAAAUAUCAUGUAUUUUUUAGGGGACUUAAUGUUCACUCAUCAUAUUUUUGAGUUAGCACGAAUCUUGCCAAAGAUAAAUAAAUAUCCAGUGUUCUUAUACCAGUUCUCUUAUAUGUCCACAAAUACUACUUUUCUUAAGACGGCCUUGGACAUUCAGAUACCAGGAGCUACGCAUGGCGAUGAAUUGUUUUAUAUGUUCUAUGGGAAAUUACAAGAAUAUUUAUCUUUGAAACCACUUAGUCCUGGUACAAAAGAUUACAAAAUAAUGGAAUAUUUUACGCAAUUGUGGACUGAUUUUGCUAAGACAGGAAAUCCCACACCGACUACCACAGAACUUAUUCCUGUUUUAUGGGAACCUUUGGAAAAAAAUGGCAACGAAUACAAUUAUUUCAACAUCGAUGAGAAUUUACGAAUGGAAAGUAUUCCAAUAGGUAAACAAAGAUUUGAGUGGAAUACGAUACCGAAGAACAAUUUAUAAUCAUGAAUAAUGUUUUGUUUAAAAUUAAAUCAUAUCGAUAUCCAGACUAA